AUGACACCCGGCAAGAAGUUACAGGGUCUUGUAGCUGCUACAGUCACUCCAAUGACUCCUGAUGGACAAAUUAACCUUUCAGUGAUUCGUCAAUACGUGGAUUAUCUGGUAAAUGAGCAGAAUGUGAAGAACAUCUUUGUGAAUGGCACAACAGGAGAAGGACUCUCCCUUAACAUCCAGGAGAGGAAGCAGUUGGCAGAAGAAUGGGUGUGCCAAGGAAAAGACAAACUGGAUCAUGUGAUCAUUCAUGUGGGAACACUAAGUCUGCCAGAGUCCCAAGAGCUGGCAAGACAUGCAGCAUCCAUAGGUGCUAGUGGUAUUGCUGUAAUAGCCCCCUUCUUCUUCAAACCCACAAACAAAGAUGAGCUGAUUACUUUCUUACAGAAGGUUGCAUCUGAAGCCCCUGCGGUUCCAUUUUACUACUAUCACAUUCCUCCUCUGACGGGUAUGAAGAUUCGUGUUGAAGAGUUGCUGGAUGGAAUAAAAGAGCAGAUCCCCACCUUCCAGGGUGUGAAGUUCAGCGACACGGACCUCUUGGACCUUGCACAGUGUAUAAACAAAAAUGAGAGAGAACAGUUUGCAUUUCUUUAUGGGGUGGAUGAGCAACUGUUGAGUGCACUGGCAAUAGGGGCAGAUGGAGCAGUUGGAAGUACAUACAACUAUUUGGGCCGAAAAACCAAUCUGAUGUUGCAAGCCUUUGCAAAGCCAGACCUUGCGUUAGCACGGAAGUAUCAG
This is a messenger RNA of Phaethon lepturus (White-tailed tropicbird), 735 nucleotides long. It is a transcript of the gene NPL, whose product is annotated as N-acetylneuraminate pyruvate lyase (dihydrodipicolinate synthase). The annotation marks the transcript as partial. Gene Ontology annotation, biological process: N-acetylneuraminate catabolic process. The transcript is spliced from 9 exons. Gene Ontology annotation, molecular function: 4-hydroxy-tetrahydrodipicolinate synthase activity; N-acetylneuraminate lyase activity. The record is from RefSeq and is a predicted model, not a curated record. NCBI's taxonomy places the organism in Eukaryota, Metazoa, Chordata, Aves, Phaethontiformes, Phaethontidae.